Messenger RNA from Diaporthe citri, 1548 nucleotides. RefSeq lists its product as uncharacterized. The transcript has 5 exons. Gene Ontology annotation, cellular component: membrane. The coding region runs from base 1 to 1548 and encodes 515 amino acids. Gene Ontology annotation, biological process: transmembrane transport. Lineage: Eukaryota; Fungi; Ascomycota; Sordariomycetes; Diaporthales; Diaporthaceae. The record is from RefSeq and is a predicted model, not a curated record. Gene Ontology annotation, molecular function: transmembrane transporter activity.
AUGGGCGACAAGAUAGAGGACCUCCCCGCGUCGGAGCACGUCCACGACCAUGAUAUCCUCGACGAGAAGGCCAUCGCCGAGACGGCCGACCACCUGCGCAAGCUCACGCCAGAAGAGCUUGCCAUCGAGAAGAAGCUCAGGAAAAAGAUCGACGUCCUGAUCAUGCCCCUUUGCGUCCUGGUCUAUCUCAUGAACUACAUCGACCGAAACAACUAUGCCGCGGCUCGACUCCAGGGUCUCGAAGAGGAUCUGAGCAUGACAGACGAGCAAUAUCAGAUUGGCCUUUCCACACUAUUCGUCGGCUACGUCCUGAUGCAGGUUCCCUCGAACGCCAUGCUGAACUAUGCCGGGCGCCCGUCUUGGUACAUUGGCUUCUUCGUCUGUGUCUGGGGCUUGGUGUCGCUCCUGACCAGUCAGGUCAAGACCGCGGGGCAGAUCAUUGCUACCCGGUUCAUCCUUGGCUUCGUUGAAGCUCCCUUCUUCCCUGGCAUCCUGUUUUACCUUUCCAAAUGGUACACAAAGGAGGAACUUUCCCUGCGCAUGGCCAUCUUCUACUCGGGCUCCCUAAUCUCAGGUGCUUUUGGAAACCUGAUCGCUGCAGGUAUCUUGAGCGGCCUAGCAGGAGCACGCGGAUACUCGGCCUGGCAAUGGCUGUACAUUAUGGAGGGUGCCAUCACGAUAUUCUUCGGAAUCCUCGUCAUCAUAAUCCUGCCCGACUUUCCGGAUACCUGGAAAAAGCUGACCGAGGAUGAGAGACGAGUCGCAACCCGCCGACUGGCCAUUGAAGCCUCCGAGGCCGACGUCGACGAGGCCGGUGGAAUGUCGCAGCUCCGGGGCAUCAAGUUGGCAUUGACAGAUCCCAAGACAUACCUCCUCGCCUUGGCCUACCACGGCCAGACAGGUGCUGCUGGAAUCCAGAACUACUUCCCGACUCUUACCCAGACCGUCGUUUCGGAUCGCAUCCACGCCCUGCUACUCUGCGCCCCGCCGUACAUCUUCAUGGUCAUCUACUCAUUCAUUCACUGCCGAAUUUCAGACAAGUUAGCCAAGAGGUUUUGGUUCUUUGUCUACCCAAUUCCAAUCACGAUUGUGGGCUUCAUCGUUUUCAUGACGGUCGACAACUUCGGCGCUCGAUACUUCUCCCUGUUCCUGCAGAUCUUCGUGUUCGCCCUGAACGGAAUCAUCUACGCAUGGAUAUCCUCCUCGAUCCCUCGCCCGCCCGCGAAGCGCGCCGCCGCCCUGGCCUUCAUCAACUCGGUGGGCAACGCCGCCUCGAUCUGGACGCCUUUCACAUACAAGACCAAGGAUGCGCCCCACUACAGGCCGGCCCUGGGAAUCUGCAUAGGCCUCCAGGUCCUCGCCGCCGUCUGUGCGGUCGCGCUGAAGAUCCUUCUCGAGAAGCAGAAUGCCCAGCUCGCGAGGAUGGAGAACUCCGACGCGCAGCUCACCGAGCGCGAUAUGAAGAAACUCGAGAAGACUGCACAGGUUGAGGGUGUCACUGUUGCUGAGGCGAGGGCUUUGCAGAAGGGUUACCGCUAUGUUAUUUAA